Molecule: messenger RNA, 3351 nt
Organism: Indicator indicator
Lineage: Eukaryota; Metazoa; Chordata; Aves; Piciformes; Indicatoridae
Gene: ADAMTS6
Product: ADAM metallopeptidase with thrombospondin type 1 motif 6
Exons: 24
Coding region: 1-3351 (1116 amino acids)
Biological process (GO): proteolysis; extracellular matrix organization
Cellular component (GO): extracellular matrix
Molecular function (GO): metalloendopeptidase activity
Source: RefSeq, a predicted model, not a curated record
AUGGAAAUUUUUUGGAAGAUGUGGACAUGGAUUUUGAGCCUAGUCAUGGUUUCAUCGGAAUUUCACAGUGACAGCAGGCUUUCAUACAGUUCUCAAGAGGAAUUCCUGUCUUACCUUGAACAUUACCAACUAACAGUCCCAGUAAGGGUUGACCAAAAUGGAGCCUUCCUCAGCUUUACUGUGAAAAAUGCUAAACCCUCAAGAAGAAAGAGGAGCACGGACGCUUAUGACCAAGAACUGGCAGCAUCUAAAUUAUUUUUUAAACUUUCUGCCUAUGGCAAGCACUUUCAUUUAAACCUGACUCUCAACACAGAUUUGGUGUCCAGACAUUUUAGAGUAGAAUACUGGGGGAAAGAUGGACCACAAUGGAAACACAAUUUUUUGGACCACUGCCAUUACACAGGAUAUUUGCAAGACCAACAUAGUACAACCAAAGUGGCCUUAAGCAACUGCAAUGGUCUGCAUGGAGUCAUUGCUACAGGAGAUGAAGAGUAUUUUAUUGAGCCUUUAAGGAAUAUAACAGAAGAUUCUAGCAACUUUAAUUUUGAGAAUGGUCAUCCUCAUGUUAUAUACAAAAAAUCUACUAUGCACCAGCAACAUCUCUAUGAUCACAGUCAUUGUGGAGUCUCAGACCUCACAAGAAACCCUUGGUGGAUGAGUGAUGCAUCUGCUUUUCCAACUUCACUUCCAGUCAAUGAGACAUUAAGUAGUCACAGUCGACAGAAGAGAUCAGUAAGCCUUGAACGGUUUGUGGAAACACUGGUAGUAGCAGACAAAAUGAUGGUGGGAUACCAUGGUCGCAAAGACAUUGAACACUACAUUUUGAGUGUAAUGAAUAUUGUUGCCAAACUUUAUCGUGAUUCCAGUCUAGGAAACGUUGUGAAUAUUAUAGUGACACGUUUAAUUGUCCUCACUGAAGAUCAGCCAAACUUGGAGAUAAACCACCAUGCAGACAAGUCCCUCGAUAGCUUCUGUAAGUGGCAGAAAUCCAUUCUCUCCCACCAAAGUGAUGGAAACACCAUUCCAGAAAAUGGGAUUGCCCACCAUGAUAAUGCGGUUCUUAUUACUAGAUAUGAUAUCUGCACUUAUAAAAACAAGCCUUGUGGAACACUGGGCUUGGCCUCUGUGGCUGGAAUGUGUGAGCCUGAAAGGAGCUGCAGCAUUAAUGAAGACAUUGGCCUAGGUUCAGCUUUUACCAUUGCACAUGAGAUUGGUCACAAUUUUGGUAUGAAUCAUGAUGGAAUUGGAAAUUCCUGUGGGACCAAAGGUCAUGAAGCAGCAAAGCUAAUGGCAGCUCAUAUUACAGCAAACACCAACCCGUUCUCUUGGUCAGCCUGCAGUCGGGAUUACAUCACCAGUUUUUUAGAUUCGGGCCGUGGUACUUGCCUUGAUAAUGAGCCUCCCAAGCGUGACUUUCUUUAUCCAGCUGUGGCCCCAGGUCAGGUGUAUGAUGCUGAUGAACAGUGUCGCUUCCAGUAUGGAGCAACAUCCCGCCAGUGUAAAUAUGGGGAAGUGUGUAGAGAGCUCUGGUGCCUCAGCAAAAGUAACCGCUGCGUUACCAACAGCAUUCCAGCAGCUGAAGGUACUCUUUGCCAAACAGGGAGCAUUGAAAAGGGGUGGUGUUAUCAGGGAGAGUGCGUACCUUUUGGCACUUGGCCCCAGAGCAUAGAUGGGGGUUGGGGUCCGUGGUCAAUAUGGGGAGAGUGCAGCAGGACCUGCGGGGGAGGAGUCUCCUCAUCUAUAAGACACUGUGACAGUCCAGCGCCUUCAGGUGGAGGCAAAUACUGUCUUGGAGAAAGGAAGCGAUAUCGCUCCUGUAAUACUGACCCAUGUCCUUCAGGGGCCCGUGAUUUUCGAGAAAAGCAAUGUGCAGAUUUUGACAAUAUGCCUUUCCGUGGAAAGUAUUACAACUGGAAACCCUACACUGGAGGUGGGGUUAAACCAUGUGCAUUAAACUGCUUGGCUGAAGGCUAUAAUUUUUACACUGAACGUGCUCCUGCAGUAAUUGAUGGGACUCAGUGCAAUGCAGAUUCACUGGAUAUCUGUAUCAAUGGAGAAUGCAAGCAUGUAGGUUGUGAUAAUAUUUUGGGGUCUGAUGCUAAGGAAGAUCGAUGCCGUGUUUGUGGAGGAGAUGGGAGUACAUGUGAAGCCAUUGAAGGUUUCUUCAAUGACUCAUUGCCCAGAGGAGGCUAUAUGGAAGUUAUUCAAAUUCCAAGAGGUUCAGUGCACAUUGAAAUAAGAGAAGUGGCAAUGUCAAAGAACUACAUUGCUUUAAAAUCUGAAGAGGAUGACUACUAUAUUAAUGGUGCCUGGACUAUUGAUUGGCCAAGAAAGUUUGAUGUUGCUGGAACAGCUUUCCAUUACAAGAGGCCAACAGAUGAACCAGAGUCUUUGGAAGCACUAGGCCCUACUUCAGAAAAUCUCAUAGUCAUGAUUCUGCUACAGGAACAAAAUUUGGGUAUAAGAUAUAAAUUCAAUGUUCCCAUCUCUCGCACUGGCAGUGGAGACAAUGAAGUUGGCUUUGCAUGGAAUCAUCUGCCUUGGUCAGAAUGUUCUGCCACUUGUGCUGGAGGUGCACAGAAACAAGAGGUGGUGUGUAAAAGGCUGGAUGACAACUCCAUUGUACAAAACAAUUACUGUGACCCUGACAGUAAGCCUCCAGAAAACCAAAGAGCCUGCAACACUGAGCCUUGCCCACCUGAAUGGUUUAUAGGAGAUUGGUCAGAAUGCAGUAAGACCUGUGAUGGAGGAACGCGUUCACGAACAGUUCUCUGUAUCAGAAAGAUUGGACCUUCUGAGGAGGAGACACUGGACAAUGCCAACUGUUUAACACACCGGCCUAUUGAAAAAGAGUCCUGUAAUAACCAGUCCUGUCCUCCACAGUGGGUUGCUUUGGAUUGGUCGGAAUGCACACCAAAAUGUGGCCCAGGAUUCAAACACCGAAUUGUUCUGUGCAAAAGCAGUGAUCUUUUAAAAACCUUCCCAGCUGCGCAAUGCCAAGACGAAAGCAAGCCACCCGUCCGCAUCCGUUGUAGUUUAGGCCGAUGUCCUCCUCCUCGCUGGGUUACUGGAGACUGGGGACAGUGUUCUGCACAGUGUGGUCUUGGGCAACAGAUGAGAACAGUACAGUGCCUUUCAUACACCGGGCAAGCAUCCAGUGAGUGUCCAGAAACGCUUAGGCCUCCGUCAAUGCAGCAAUGCGAAAGUAAAUGUGACAGUACUCCAAUUUCCAACACAGAAGAGUGCAAAGAUGUGAACAAAGUGGCAUAUUGCCCUCUGGUCUUGAAGUUCAAGUUCUGCAGUCGAGCAUACUUCAGACAGAUGUGCUGCAAGACCUGCCAAGGACACUGA